AGAAUGAACUUAGUUGAACAUUGAGGAAAGGAGCUUCCCCCGCCUCCUCUCCGCCCAUGAAACCUCAAAUCCGCCUGUUUCCUGUUUCUGUGAGAAAAAACACAUAAAGCUGCAAGUAAGUUUCAAAUGGAAGCGAGCGUGCAGAUAGAGAUAUCCGCUCUGCCUGCACUUAACUUGCUUCACCUCAAAAACGAACGGGCGUGGACAAUGAAGUCCCCUCUCCACAGAGUCCUGGUGUUGCAUCUGAUGGGAAUCUUCACAGGAGACAAUCAGGUAUGAAAAGGCACCUUGGAGUGUGGAGGAGGGGGCAAAGGUGGGCUUCAGUCCAGAAUUCAAUCUUAAAUCUGGAGUUUAAAACUUUCAAAAAUAGAGUAGAAACAGAUUAAAGGACACUCCUUUUUUGGAGGUUUCAUAGCAGAGGUUGGAUGGCCGCUUGUCAGGGAUGCUGUGUAACUUGACCUGUGAUAGGAGCCUCUAUCGCAAAGUCUCACCUUCCCAGCCUCUUUGCAUGCUAAGCUGCUUACCCAUCUUCUUCUUUUCUGCUUGAGGUCUCCCAUAGCUCCAGCCCAAGACAAGACCGUUUUUCAGGCAACGAGCCAACACUUGACAUGGCCCUGGAUUCCUUCGAUGACCAAUACGAGGGCUGUGAACAGACGAUGGAGAAGGAGAUUGCAUGGCUAAACCAAACCGAGCUCCUCAAAAACAAAAUUUAUGCCAAAGCCUGGAAAUUAGCAGCCAACCUGAGGGAUGAUAGCAAAUGGCCCGGAAACCUCAAGCCAGAGUACGCUGCAGCAAUCAUGGCUUAUACCCUUGAAGAACCCAAGUUGUAUCCUGAUUUCAACGCAGCUGUAAGAAAAGCUGGGAAAUCCAAGGAAUAUUACCUGAAUAAUUUCAACUUCAAGACCUUCCACUUUCUCCUGACCAGAGCCCUUCAGGACCUGAGGACCUCCAACACCCCCAGCCCCCCCUGCUAUGAGGUGUUUCGAGGGGUCAGAAAUAUCCACUUCAGUGCUACCAUUAAGGAUACGAUCCGUUUCGGGCAAUUCACGUCCUCAUCACGGCAAGAGGGGAUUGCCCAUGGUUUCGCUGCAGAUCCUGAAUGGAGAGUUGGACAGCCUGUGGCCAAAACCAUCUUUGAGAUUUACACUUGUCACGGGGUUCUCAUCAGAGAAUUUUCUUCCUUCCCCAAUGAGGAUGAGGUUCUGAUCCCACCUUAUGAGCAGUUCAGGGUUGUAAGUUCCAGGAAGGAUGUGGAUGGUACAACCCGCAUACAGCUCCGCUCUGCUGGGAAAUUCAGCAAAUACAACUGUGCAUAUGCAAGUGGUAAGAACCCAAGGAAUUACUCCUGGGAUCAGAGAAUAGCCAAGUUUCUUUCUUUCCUUCCUUCCUUCCUUCCUUCCAAGAAUGGAAGAGGGAUAACUGUCAUUAGUCAUAGAGUAGACCUAUUGAUAUCAGUAGAUUUAAGUCAAUUUAUUUCAUUGCUCCCACUCUGGAUAUGUCUGAUGUUGGAUGUCAACCCCUAAUAUAAUGAAGUAAAAGCAGCAUCAAAUAGCAGAGUUAAAAUUAUAGUUACAAAGCAGAGGCAAAGAAAGCUAACGGUACCCUAUAUCUGGGAUGGGGAACCUCAGGCCCAGGAGCUGAAGGAAGAUGCCUCAGGACUCUCUCUUGGCCACAGCCCUUUGCCUCCUGGGCUCCACUCCUCACUGGCUCAGCUCUGCAGCCUCCUCACAUACUUCUCAUGGUGUGGAAUGUGUUCGUGGGGUGCAAUAAUGCUGAGAGAGAGACGGGGGGUGGUGGAUGACCCCUUUUGGAGAAUGAAGGAUAAUAAUACAUGAAUGACUCAUGUUGUGGUUCUUGUUUCAGGUGGGAGCUAUGAGAACAAUGCUGUGUCACCAAACUUUUCUGUCCUUGUUUGGAUGCUGAUCUCCUGGGCAUUUUCUGCAACAUUCUGCAUCUGAGGAAGUGGGAAAGUGUGGCUUCAGCAUCCCUUACAUCCAGAACCACCUGAGCUUGAUUACUUUAUGAGAAUAUAUGCUGCUGUGGGGGGAGGGGAGGAAAUAAGAAUUUGUCAAUAGGUAGAAUAGGCAAAAAAAAUAUUUACCGGUAGUUCAUUUUUUAAAAAAAGUUUACCCUUGUUACUGCCUUUCCCUCAAGGAGACAGAGGUGGCGCACAAGGUUUUUCUCAUUUUGAUCAGCAAAGCAACAUUGCGCUCUAGGGUUGAGAGGCAAUGACCUCUGCAAAUCAGCUGCGUUGAAGGAUUCCUGCCUAAUCCUGAAGACAUGCCUCUUUACCUUUGCUAAUGCAGUUUCCUAUUGCUUCCAUACAAUGCUCCUAGUAGUUGUAUUGCAAACAUUUCCAUAUAAGGUAUUGUUAGCGCUGUGCUCCAUACAAGGUAUUGUUAGCACUGCAUGAGCUUUGGCACGGUCUGAGAGAUCUCACACAAUUUUGGGCGAGAUCUCUUUGGCAACGGGCAGAAUGUUGUCUGAGAUGGCGCUGCCCCUCUAUUGGCACCACUUCUCCAGCGCAAAGGCGACAGGUAGGGCUGGGCGAUAACUAGUUUUCAAUAUUGUGAUAUGAACAUCGCAAUAUAUUAAUAUAUCGUGAUAUCUGAAAGAUGGAACUACGCAGAGGUGAACAGGACAAUUUCCUGGCAACUCCUACUAUUUAAGAGUCUAAAACUGACAAAUGAUGAUAUUAUCAGUUGUCUCAUGGUCACUUUCUGCAGCAGGCGAGCCAAAAUGCACCCAAAUGAGACUUUGGGUUUGGGGUUUGGCAACCAAAUGGUGGUAAUCAGAACAAUCCAAAGUACAGCAGGCCACUGCCAUUACUGCCACCACUUUUCUUUUAUGCAUAUGCUUUAAUUUAUAUUUUAAUUCAGUUGUGCUAUCUUUCUUCUUCUACAAGGGUGCCAACUUGAAUAACAUAUUUGGGCAUCCAGGUAACCCCCGCCCCACCUAAUUGACCACACGACAUUUGAAUGGCAGUGCCCAUAAACUGCCCCCUAAAAUAUUUUAUUGGGGGGACGAAGGACCUCAGCCCCUAGGACUUGGCUCCUAGGUUCUUGCAUGUUAUUCAAGUGAUUUAUUUUAUUUAUAUAUAUAAAACUAGUCAAUCAAUAAAUAAGAAAUGCAUGAAAAAAGAAGACGUCCAUCAGGAUAGAUUGGAUUAAGGCACAGAGCGCCAUUCCGGCAAUCAGCUGCCUAGCUAACACGCCAAAAUCGCCCUCCCCACAACCUCCCCUCACUCCGAUUUAUUCACGUGAGAGUCGCGCUGCACUCUGGACCCCAAAUAUGGGAGCGGAGCCACCUCUAUGGGUUUCCUCGGGAGCAGCGUCCCGGAAUCUCAACCACGAGGUUUUGGAGCCCAAAAAAGAAACGAAGGAGAAAGUGAGCGACGCGCAGUUCCUUUCGGGGCCGCGGGAGGCAGACGCAAACGCGGGGCGCAACAGCGAGGGCACCUUCGGUUUCGUUUCCAUCCACCCGGGCGGAGCUUUUGCGCACCAGCUGGGCGGGCGGGGAGGGGUGGAGGGGGGCUCGGCAGCGGCUCUCCAGGCCCCACAAUCCCCGCUUUGUCUCCCGGUCCUCGCGCAUCACGCGGGGAGACUCGCGCAAGAGGACAGCGCGGGCUGGGCGUGAGGACUCCUGCUGCCCUGGGCAGGCUUCGUGCUAGGAGGAGGGACCUCGGACGGAUGGACUUGGCAUCGCCCAUGGGCCCCGAUCCCCCUUCCCUCUUGCAAGCUGAACGGGGACAGCGCAAGGCGCUCCCCACGCCCGGUCUCCCCGGGUCUCACCUCUGGCCAAGGAAUCAGGAGGGCGAUGUGCGCCCAUCCACCUUCAAGGCUGAGAGAUUCUGGCACAGUGCCGGAUUGAGGUAUAAGCUCAACAAGCCAGAGCUCAGGGCCCCACUCUCUUGGGGGGGGGGGGGCAAAAACUUAAAGGGAAAACCCCCCCUGGAUGUACAUUUCCAAAAUAUAAGAUAAAAAACAAAUCAAAUAAAACCUACAUACAGCAACAGCAUUUUGUGUUGUGCAGACUCCUAUGAUGUAAGUCUUGGGCCCCGCCUGCUCGCCUGCUCCCUCAAAUAUCACUCGUUUGCUCCUUUCUAUAUAUAGGGUGCCUACAUCCUGCUAUUUAAUUAAUAGUAGUUUGCAUCAUAUAUUUACACCUAUUAUUAUUUCAUGUUAUAGCAAGUUUCUGGAGACUAGAUGAUGAGUCUUUGUAAAUGGUGUUUCUAAAGGAACUUUUUUUAUUGCCAAAUGCCAAUGUGUUUGCAUUAUUAAGUUCAUUAUGAAUAAAUCAUUUUAAGUUAGAGCUUAAUAAUUAUUUCACUAUUAAAAUAGUUCUUAAUUGUGUUUCACUGCUAAUAUACUUCUUAAUUGUAUUUCAGUUCAACAAUUACUUUGAAAACCCCCCACGUAUUUUGUUAUGUGCAAAUGGCUUUAGAUACCUAUGAGGUCCAUGAAUUACCAUAUAGCAUAUAUUAAACACAAAACAGUGACCAUUUGUUGUUGACAAAGGACAGCUGGACAUAGAAAGGGUCCCAUUACCUUCAUCAGCUGAGGGCCUCAUCAAACCUCAAUCCGGCCCUCUUCUGGCACACGCAAAAUUCAUUGUGGGUGGGCAGCUCAUUCAUGGAAAGGGGCCGUUUCCCAGCCCCCCUCAAGGUGAGCCUGAAAGAUCCGACUUCUGGAGGAGAAAUGCCCCUGCGAAGUGUGGAGUAUGGGCUUGUCUCUGACGCCCUGUUGUCACGCAACUCGCACUUUCCUGCAAGCAGGUCAGACAGAAUGCUUGGACAGUGAGCCGGUGUUUGAAACUCACAUUUUGCGACACUUCAUUCAAACAGCGAGCAGUUUCUGGCCUCUGGGCGCAGUACUGAUUUCAGAUUAAAACUGCAGAGCGGAAGGAAAGGAGGACCUUUUUCUGCCUCCCGACUUCCAGCUACUCUCUGAAGAAGAGACCCUCUUACGAAUAUUAGGGGGGUGGGCAGGGGAAGGACUAGACCAUGUGAAAAAUGAAGAUAAUAUUUUAGCUGCAAUCUAUUCCUUUUCAGCUUUGUAUUCUUGUUAUUAAAAAAGCGCACCUAGACAUUCCGUUGUUGCUCCCAUAACCUCGGUUUAAGGUGCCAUUGAGUUCCUAGCUUUCAUUUAUCAGUUUCUAACAUUGCUGGAAGCGACCUUGGAGUCAUUAUGGGAUGGACAGUUCUUUGCCUCUCUGCCUCUUCCAGGGAGGAGUUUCUGGAACAGCUGAGAUGCAUGUGAAGGGAACCAAUCUUAGAAUCACAUUCUAAUAUCUGAGCAACUAGAGAAUUCAUGCAGCUUGAUGAAUGGAAAAUAUUCAAAUUUAGUACCAACAGUUUGUAGCAAAACCAUCUUCUGUCACUGCUGUUACCACCAAAUAGGACAUGAAUAUAUGGCUCCCACCAUAUAUUUCAAAAUACCAGUAAACCCCAGUUCACCCAUCAGCCCCUAGGGUAAUUUCCAAGGUAAUUUUACCAACCACAAUGCUUGGUAAAAAGGGGAAGUGGCCUACAUAUAGAGAAGGAAAAUGGAAAUUAAAAGAUUAUGAGGAAAUUAAAGACCAUUUUUAGAGUUGGCUGCAUUACAGACAAUUACAUGAGAUGUAUAAGGAAGAUAAUAAAAAAGGGUUUAGUUAUACAAUCUCUAGAUUUCAAAAGGUGGUUAUAGAAAAAGAUGCGAAGAAAGCAUAUAGUAUUCUGCUAGAAUGGGAAACAAAAGAUGAGGAGGUCAAAUCAGUUAUGAUCAAAUGGGCACAAGAUAUAGGACACAAUAUACAAUUUGAGGAUUGGGAAAAGCUGUGGAAAGUGGAUUUGAAAUUCACUCCACACCAGUACAAAUAACAAAAAUGUACAAAACCGGGUCAAAUAUAUGUUGGAAAUGUAAAGAAAAAGAAGGUACUAUGUAUCAUAUGUGGUGGGAAUGUAGAGAAGUUUUUAAAAAUUGGGAAAUGAUAUAUAAUGAAUUGAAAAAAAUGUUUAAAAUGACAUUUGUAAAGAAAUCAGAAGCAUUUUUGUUAGGGAUUUUAGGACGAGACCUGCCAAGGAAAACAAAGAAUUUAUUUAUGGAAGCCACAACAGCGGCAAGAGUCUUGUUAGCACAAGGAUGGAAGAAGGAGGAAAUCCCAACGAAAGAACAGUGGCAAGAAAAACUGAUGAGUUAAGCAGAGUUGGCAAAGUUGACACAUAAACUCCGUGAGAAGGACAAUCGUGACUUCAAGGAAGAUUGGGAACUUUUUAUCAACUAUUUUUUUUAAAAACCAAAAUGACUUGGACUCCUUGGCAGGUUUUGAAUAAACAUCCACAAAUUUAUUAAUAGAAUAUAUGAUAGAUAAGGUAGUGAUAUGUACAAUUUUUAACAUGCAGAGAAUAAUAUGUGCAAACAAAUCAGAGAGGGGAGCUGAGGGAAGUCCUUGGUGGGGGGGAGAGGGCGGGAUGGGGAGGGGGGAUAAAAAGGGGGGAGAUAAUGUAAUUGAUUAUUUGGAUUGAUAAUUUGUUUUGUUGAAAUUGUCUAAUAAAAAUAUAUUUUUAAAAAGUAAAUACAUGUUGAUCAAUCGCGUUUCUAUUGUGUGCUAUGACAAACUACGUAGAACUAUAUGCAUUUCCACAUAAGUAGACGACAAAGUGGAAUGCUGAUUUAUGCAAAAUUAAAGCAAUUGCAGUGGCUGAAAGUACAAGUGUAAAUCAGGACAGACGGAGGCAUUUCAGCACAUCCCUGCUGAGAGUGAAAAUGUCCUGGUGUUUAAUUGAAUCAUUCUCACUAGAUGCGUUGCAGUAUGUUGCAUAUUGAGUCAGACUCCUCUUCUUUCUUUCUUCCUUCUCUUCUCUUCAUGAAUUUCCCUUUCCACUUCCCUUCAUAUU
This is a messenger RNA of Podarcis lilfordi (Lilford's wall lizard), 6874 nucleotides long. The record is from the annotation of a GenBank genome assembly. NCBI's taxonomy places the organism in Eukaryota, Metazoa, Chordata, Lepidosauria, Squamata, Lacertidae.